Molecule: messenger RNA, 5592 nt
Organism: Homarus americanus (American lobster)
Lineage: Eukaryota; Metazoa; Arthropoda; Malacostraca; Decapoda; Nephropidae
Exons: 6
Coding region: 76-909 (277 amino acids)
Biological process (GO): protein polyubiquitination
Molecular function (GO): metal ion binding; ubiquitin protein ligase activity
Source: RefSeq, a predicted model, not a curated record
GGCGACGGUGUGGCGGCCUCUGAAGUGGUCCAUCUGUCUACACCAUCAUUACUUGUUUACAUCAAGGCCAGGAAAAUGGCAGAAGGAGGAGGAACUCAGAAUGUCCUAUGUCGAUAUUUUAUGAACAAUGUGUGUAACAAAGCAGACCAUUGUCGAUUUUCACACGACCCAGCUACAGCACAGCCUUCAAUGUUCUGCCGAUAUUACCUAAAGGGAACGUGUGCCUAUGGAGAUAAGUGCAGGUACGAGCAUAGUGUGCCAGGGUAUGUUGGUAAAGUGUACGCUCCUCCGAAUAAUGCUGAGCCCACCUCAACCACCCGGACUGAUGGCGUGAGCUCACAAUUUAAUGUAAAAGUUACCCAAGAAACAGUAGUACCAUCUAGUCAGCCUAAUGCUUUAAGUGCAAGUAUUCCAGUGGGUGUAAACAAUGUAUCUCAACGAUUGCCAGCCAUCAACCACAACACAGUUAUGCACCAUCCAACUUCUAAUGGCAUAUCUAGUGCCAGGGAAAUGAUCAGUCUUGUUGCUGUUAGCAUCACUCAAUUUGUAGCUAUGAUACUAGAUGCCCAUAGAAUUCCACAUAAUCUACCCUCUCUCAACAAUAAAAAAAAUAUGUCAUUGGAAGAUGCUCGAAGCAGUGCAAAAAACCUUCAAAAUGUUGUGAUAAAGCUUGGAUCUGCUCUCUGCAAAUGUCUGAAUUCUGGAUCUUCAGAGGUACUAAUGGAGUUUGGUGCUCUGCUGGUGAACUUCUGGGCAGAAGCCAAGGAGCCAUGUCCGAACUUACUCUUCACCUGUGAAGACCUCGCCCAGAUUGUCAUGUCACCAGAUGGCCGACAGUUCCUUGAAAUGACAUUAAAUCAACUUCAGCAUCUAAUGUCUACACUAAAGUCAUUACUAAACUACCCUUAAUUAAUUUCAUCAGUAACAUCUUGUUUUUCUUGUGUUUAUCAGUUUAAAGUGCCAUCUUGUGUAAGAUACAGUACUUGGAGUUAUGGAUGAUAAACAACUGAUAACCAAAAUGGGGAACAUCUUAAUACUGUAAUAUGUAAACAUGUGUUGCUAUUUCUGUCAAUACCUCUAAUAGCAGCUUAUUUGUUAUUCCUCAGAAAUGGAAACUAAAAUAAUAUAAUCAUCAAUAGUGUACAGGCACUUCAAGUGUCAAAAGAAAGGCUUAAGUUAUUAUUAAGAGUCUAACUUGCAAUAUUCAUUUUAAGUAACAUUAAUGUCACUGUGGAAGAGAAGUUUUUUGAUAGACAGUGGAGGGGAAUAUUAACAAUCUACAUUAUAAGAAGCUUAGAUUUUCAUCAAUGAUAGAUUUUUAUCUUCUCUUUGUUUUUUUUACUCUUGCCUGCUUGGUAAACUUAAGGUGGACAUCAGAACUUAUUAUUAUCUUUACUGUUUUUUGUGUGUGAAUAUUUUGUAGGUGCGCUAGAUUCUAAAUACUCCCGUAUUAUGAAUUGUCAAGUUCAGUCUGCAUUUGUUUCCACUACUAGCUCAGACACUUAAAAUGCUGUCUCGGGGGAGUUAACUCCCUAUGGUAUCCUUCACUCCUUCAGGGUGUCUUAAAAAAAAAAAACAUAUGCCUAGCAAUGUUACCCUCACAUGUUGAUGUGUGACACAAACACACUUGCAAUUGCCACAAAAAUCAGUAAGGCAACGUGCAUAAAAUUUUUUGACACUUUAUUCCUUAAAUACCUCCUCGGAAAGUUCACCAGGAUUGUACAACAUAGAUAAUUAUUGUCAGCUAAGUGAACAUAUAAUAAUUUAAGAUUAUGUCUGUAGAAUGUCACCAUUUGCCAUGUUGUUAGUAUGAUAAAUUUCACCACUGUACAGGGUGUCCCUAAUUUAUCUGACUAAUUUUAAAAGUUUAUAACUUCAAAAACAUUAUAGAUUAAACAAACUGAUUCUAUUCUACUUGAUGAAGAACUCGAAAGCUUUUUUCUUGUCUUAGUUGAUUUCCGCACAUGUACAGUAUUACAGUAUCCUAUCCAUGAUGUUUUUGGGGUUUUUAAGUUUUAAAGUAAGUCAGAUAAUUUAUGGACACCAUGUCCUUUGGAGUAAAUAUUCUGCAAACAUCGUAUAAUAUUUGUUUUGCAUCACCCAGUGAGCUAUUCAGUCAUGUAUGAUAUAGAUUACAUAAUACUGUACUUGUAAUGCAGUGCUGAUGAAGCACAAACUGAACACCAUUGUAUAGCACUAGUAUUUAAAGAGGCAAUUUCUGACAUACAGUAUAACGAAGACUGAUUAUUGUUAGUUUAAGCAUUGCAAUACAAAUUACCAAAUGGAUAUUUGAAAUGAAGAAGUAGCUCUUGAAAUGUGAUAAGGCUUCUUAAGCUCAAUAAGUUAAAUGGUAAUAUGACUCGAAGAAAGGGGAAAAAUUUUGUAUGUUGACAUUUAGUGUUUAGUGGCAAUAUUGUUUGUACUGUUUAUGACCUAUACUAUUAUUAUUAUUUAUUUUUUUAAUGUACAGUACAGUACAGAGACUAGUUUGGAUAAACAUACUGAAACACUGAUGAAUUGGGGAAAUAAAGAUGUGUGACUUGAAGGUGUUACUGAUGUAUGACGUGAAGGUGUGAAUCAAUGUAUUGACUAAUUCAAAUGAGAGAUGGGUAAUGUGAUUGGUGCCCAAGUUGAGAACCUCAAGGUUCAAGCCCAUCUGAGGAUGGCAUACUUUAGACUGUAGGAAUAUGUGAUGAAGUUUGCCUGAGAUAGUUCACCUCAUGAUAAUAUUACCAAAGGUCAGAGGUUUAAGCUGCUAAAAACAGUUACUCUAAUCAACGGAGGCAAAAUAGUUUUCCACUGCAUGUUGUGGAAAUAUGGAUCAGGUUAUUUGAGGAAGUCGUCAGGUUUGAGUGGAUAGCUAAUAUGUAUAGUGACAUGAGUGUGUAGUAGCUCUGUUCACCCGUGCAGUUUAGUGCUGAUUAUUAUAAAUGAAAUGAAGAUGCAGGUUGAUCUAGUUAAGUAAUAGAUAUUCUGAUAAUAGAAAGUACAUGUACAGUAGCAGCUUUCUUGAACAUUUUAUUCUGUUAACUUUUCUAUGUAAUAUUGAUGUGUUAUAAUGGAAGUGCUACUGAAAUUUUUUUUUUUUUUUUACUUUGUGCUAUAUAAAAGAUGAUAAGGCUCUGGGCUUCUGAUAUUUGUUAAUAAAAGCCAAUACAAGAUUUUUUGGGGCAAAUAUAGAAAGGAGGUAUUUUCUUAGGCGUAUAUGAAUCUUUCUGAUGAUUAAAUGCACUACUUAGAGAAGACAGAUGCGGCAUUUAUCUAAGAAAAGUCUGUGCAAGAUUUCAGUCGCUACAAGUCCUUGCUCUUGAGUAUUUGAUUUGACAUUUAAGACAUAUAAAGAUGAACAAACUGGAGUAAGGUGAACCACAGAGCUUGGUGUUAGAAGUGGUGCAUUGGAUAGCAAAUGGAUAGUCUAUUAUGAUUUGGUUAGUCUUAAAUGACUUUGAUUAUAGUAUCAAUCACCUCCUCUUGUGAACUUUGGUAAUGUGAGGCAAUGAUCCAUAUUCCAGGCUAAUGUAGCAACGAGCAUACAGUUGGACCACUCUUUUUUUUAAGGCGUGCUGGGUCAGCCACAUAGAAAUUAUUGUCACUUUUUAAUGUUUUUCUAUUUAUUUCACCACUUAUCAGCCAUUUGGGUGAGGUCUGUUUUUUGUUACUUUGUUAAAACAUUUAUUUGGUUGUCUCUUCUUUUUUCCAAGCAUGUUCUUUGCCAUGGGCCACCUCACUUGUUGCAGACACUAUUCACCUUUUCAUAGCUGCAUAUUGUACAGCGGAAGGGUAAAGCAUCUUCUUCACCUUAAUGAAAGGUAAAUCAACAUGUAGAUUUCUGUACUGUUAUUUGGUGUAUAGCUGAAUGUUGGGGGAUUCCAUGACUGUAUGAAAAAGACUCUGUAGAGACCCUUCUGAUUUUAUGUGAGAGAACUAGUUGUAUUGAUUGUUGAUAAACAGAUUGUAAUUUGGAAUUCAGUAAGUAGGAAAAUUUUAAUUUGUACAUUUCACAUGUUGUGAUUUGGUAAAUUGAGGCUCAUUAAUACAGUACAGGUACAGUGUUUUAUUUUUAGGUGACAAUAUUUAUACUUUGCUCUCCAUAGCACGAAAAAUACAGAUCUAUAUUCCUGGUUAGAUCCAUACAAAUUCCUCUACUUCGAGUUCUUGCAUAUUUUUAUUCAUUGUAAACAAUGUUUUAUUAAUGCGUGUGUUUGUUUACCCAACAAACACACAGUUCUACAGUAUUACAGUCUAGAUAUACCUAACCUUCUCAUAUGUGAAGUUGUGUUUGUUGUAUCACCAAUCUUUACACACAUUAUUACAGUAUUUUGUAGAAUAUUUUAGAUGAAAGUGCGGGUUUCAGUGUGUGAUUGCAAUCUUGUUAAAAGUCACUGCUUUAUUUUUACCAAUUAAAAAAUAUACUACAAAAUAAUGAAAUAAUACUUUUCUGUGCUUGAUGAUAACUUUAGGUUGGACCUCAUGCUUGGCCCAUUGGGUAUAAGGAAUAUUACUGUCUUCUCCAAAAAUACUACACAUCAGUUUUGUGUUAGUCCCAGAUAAAGGAGCAGUGGAGGCAAUUGAAGUACAGUACUUGAAUCAUACACAACUGGAUUUGACUUUGUAAAGUAGUAAUGAAAUGACAUUGUAGGCAUAUAUAUAUAUAUAUAUAUAUAUAUCGGUAUAGAGAAAGCAAAGCAAUUUUAUACUAAAAUAAAUUUUUUGGUGUGCUACUUUAUGAAGUACUUAUACAGAAUAUUCUCAGAUGGGAUAAACCAGCAUAGAUGAUUCAUUUGAUCAUAGUGAAACUAAGGUUAUAUGAACAGAAGUGUUGAUUGUUAUUUUUUAGCUCCAGAUUUCUUGUGUUAAGUACUUUUGACACCUGUCUUCAAGACAGGAGCUAGUGUCUCCUCUCUUAUCUGUUAAUAUUUCUCUUUCCUCACUAUAUACUGGUAUGAUGAAGCUUAGUUGUUAGGUAUUUAUUAUUACUCUUUUUAUUUAAUAUACAGUACUAAUGUUCUCCAAUUUAUCCUCUACUUUGUUGGUGUGUUUUUGGCCGCGAUAUUACAUAUCUUAAAACUGGUUGUGUUUUUGCUUGCAAAUAGUGAUUAUCUAACCAUCUGUGUUGUUAUUCACUUAAUUGUUAGAAUUAAAUUUGUUAAAAUUAUUUUACCUCACAAGGUACAGCAGAGUAUGGUAGCUACGCCUUCAGCCUUUAGGGUUCACCAUAUGUGAUUCUACCCAUCUAUUAGUCUGUAUUCAGUACAGUACACUAUGUCAUAUUUUGCAUUUAAAGUAGAUUGACACAUUACUACAUUCUCCUUACACUUUGAUAUAUGUGUAAUAAUUAUUAAAUGCUGUGUCUCAUAUUGGUCAUUAUUUGUUGUUGAUACAGUAUUUAACUAUGUGACUAUAGCUAGUAAAAAAAAAAAUCUUAAGGUGUGAAGAAACAGUGUAGAGGUAAAGCUAUUUUUAAUUUAUUUCCUUUCUGUAAUGAUUUCUUAAUGUGUGUGCAGUACAGUACUUGAACAUAAUGUGGAGAUGGUUUUCAGUCAUUUUGUAAGUUAAUAUGAAGAGAAAUAUAUAUAUAUAUUUUAUACUUUU